AUGGCGAUGAAAUAUUUGUUACUAGCCAUCAUCAUGAUUAUUGAACUGCAUAAUGGCAUAUCAUUAGCAGUGGAUGGUGGAGAUACGUUUCUUUUAGGCGAUUCGCUCACUGGAAAUCAGACCAUGGCGUCAAAGAAUCGCACGUUUACUUUGGGAUUUUUCAGUCCGGUAGGAACGAAUAAAUGGUAUAUUGGCAUCUGGUAUGCGCCAAUCUCUCAGAAGGCCAUUGUUUGGGUGGCUAACAGAGAAAAUCCUAUCAGAAGCAUGCCCGGUGUUCUUAAAUUUUCGCGCGAUGGAUAUCUUAACUUGUUUGAUGGAAAUGGUCUGUCAGUUUGGUCAACUGACGCUAGCCCGAAAGGGUCCCGUGCUGUGAUAAUGGACUCUGGUAAUUUCAUUCUGCUGGACGCCCACAACCAAACUCAGAUUGCCUGGGAAAGUUUCGCACAUCCGGGAAAUACAUGGUUGCCCAACAUGAAGAUGUGGAAGGGCAUGAAGCUAACAUCCUGGAUGAGUUCUGUGGAUCCUGCAGUUGGGUUAUUCUCUUUGGAAAUGGACAAGUCUCCAGGAAAAAUGGAGAUGAAGUUGGUCUAUAACAAGAGCGUGGUCUAUGGUUCUAGCGGAGAGUGGACUGGCAACCAAUUCGCCAAGAUUCCAGAGAUGUCAGGUGAGAAGAGGUUACAAAUGUCCUUUGUAAGGCUAUCUCCUUCAAGAAUAUACAUUAAUUUUAGCAUAAACCCAAUAGAUCAUACCCUCGCAGGGUGGUACCUGUUAGAUGAGAACGGCGAAUUUCAGCUCCACUUCUGGAUGCAUGACGGUACACGGAGUCUGAGGUGGUCGACAUACCUCGGUCAAUGCAGUGAUUACAAUAUCCGUGGGGCGUAUGGACUGUGCAAUUCGAAUGAUGUGUGUAGUUGUUUACAAGGUUUCACACCCAAGCACGACUCAAGCGGUUGUAGCUGGUGGUCAAACGGAUGUGUUAAGUGA
Molecule: messenger RNA, 984 nt
Organism: Cryptomeria japonica (Japanese cedar)
Lineage: Eukaryota; Viridiplantae; Streptophyta; Pinopsida; Cupressales; Cupressaceae
Product: G-type lectin S-receptor-like serine/threonine-protein kinase At4g27290
Exons: 1
Coding region: 1-984 (327 amino acids)
Biological process (GO): recognition of pollen
Source: RefSeq, a predicted model, not a curated record